AUGAGCGACUCUAACGGCCGGCCAAAUGAAGCAAUACCUUCCGCGAGAUCACAGAGCAUUGUCGGUGGUGACGGUGGCGGAGUUUACACUCUCAGGAGUCGAGAGGCAUCGGCAUUUGGAGUGGCGGCCGUCAAGUCUCUGGAAAAGCCGAAGGAAUACAUCAAAGACACUGGCGUCGACUCUGAGACCGGCAGUGUAGACUCGCGAGACAUCAAAAGAAGACAGGUUUUCCAUGGAUGGAAACUCUUGUGGCUUGCCUAUCAAUCCAUUGGAGUGAUCUACGGCGACAUCGGCACCAGUCCACUGUACGUCUACUCGUCUACCUUCUCGUCCCCUCCAAGCCACGAAGAUCUGUACUGCUUUAUCGUUCUCCGAGCCGACGAUGAAGGAGAGGGUGGCACAUUUGCACUGUUUUCUCUAUUGACCCGUUACGCCAACAUUGUUCGUCGCCAUCCUCGAGAAGCGCAAAUGGUCAGGAUGGAGCGGCACAUGACUGGAGAUCUCCGGAAACCAGCGCGUACAGCGCGAAAUCUAAUGGAGCGCUCUCCUACCGUCCAAUGGAUUCUGAAAGUCCUGGGCGUGUUUGGUGUUGCUCUCGUCAUGUCCGAUGGUGUCCUUACUCCGGCCCAAUCUGUCCUUGGUGCGAUCCAGGGAAUCGAAGUCGUGUCGGCGAAUAUCAGCCAGGCGACAGUGAUUGGAUCUUCUUGUGCCAUUCUCAUCGUCCUCUUCCUGUUGCAGCCCUUUGGAAUCACCAAGCUCGCGAGCACCUUUGCUCCUAUCGUCAUUGUUUGGCUCCUCUUUAAUGCCGUCUUCGGCAUCUACAACUUGGCCAAGCACGACGCCUCUGUGCUGAAGGCUUUCUCCCCAUACUAUGCCGGACACUACCUCGUGAGGAAUGGAAGAGAGGGAUGGAUCAACCUGGGAGGAAUCCUCUUGGCUUUCACAGGCUGCGAGACUCUCUAUGCCGACCUUGGAGCUUUCAGUGCCCCGGCGGUACGACUGUCUUGGCUAUACUUUGCCUAUCCUUGUCUACUCUUGAGCUAUAUUGGACAAGCAGCCUAUAUUGCUGAUAUCCCCGAUGCUUACAACAACCCGUUCUUCAAGACUGUGCCGCCGGGGUGCAUCUGGCCUUCACUUAUCAUCGCGAUCCUCGCCGCCAUCGUCGCCAGUCAGGCCACGAUCACUGCCACGUUCCAACUGUUGACUCAGAUCAUGAAACUAUCCUACUUCCCACAGCUCAAGGUGGUGCACGUGUCCAAGAUUUUCUAUGGCCAGAUCUAUAUGCCCAUCGCGAAUUGGCUCCUCAUGAUUGGGACCGUCAUCAUCACCGGGGUCUACACCAACACGACCAACCUCGGGCACGCCUACGGAGUCUGUGUCAUUCUUGUAACGUUUCUCACCACCAACAUGGUCGCCGUGGUGGCCUUGAUCGUCUGGCGCUAUCCACUCUACGUCGUUGCGCCCAUCUGGCUCAUAUUUGCACUGUGGGACGGUGUCUUCCUCUCCUCCGCUCUCACCAAAGUCCCCAACGGUGCAUGGUUUACCCUGGCCCUCUCCGUCGUCCUGGUCUGCUUUUUCGUUCUUUGGAGAUUCGGCAAAGAGGAACAGUGGAAAUCAGAGAGAUUCGAGCGGAUCCCCACGUCUGACAUAUUGAGACCUACCGAGAGCGCCAGCGAAUAUUGCCGCGGACUUAGACUCAGUCCUGCUUUCGGAGGCGAGGAAAUCACGCGCAUCAAUGGCACGGGCGUGUUUUUCGACAAGUCCGGCGCACCGUCCACGACGCCCACAGCGUUUGUACACUUCCUCCAAAAGUUCCACGCCGCGCCCGACGUGGUCAUCUUCUUCCACCUACGGCCUCUAGAAAUUCCCACCCUGCCCGCCGAGGAACGGUACCAGACCAUCCGAUGUUUUAUGGGCACGGGGGCCGGUGACGGCAAGAAACAGCCCCUGCCAAACUGCUACCGCGUCAUCAUCCGUCACGGGUACAACGACGAGGUCGUGAGCCAGAACCUGGGACUGUUGCUGCACGACCAGGUGCGGGAUUUCCUUCUCCAUGAAGCGUUGAUCGGCCACGAGAACCCGCCUCAGGGGCAGAUGAGCGACAACGACAACGCGAAGCGAGUGGUGCUUGCAGAAAAGACGGUGAACUCGGAGAACGCGUCGUUGGAGCCACCGCCGGAGUCGCAAGUGACGGAGCGACUGUCCGAGCUGCAGCAGGCCUUCACCAAGCAGGUUGUCUACAUUGUGGGCAAGGAACAACUGCGUGUCAAGCCACACACGAAUAUUGUCAAGAGAGCCUUGCUGGAAGCGUUCCUGUGGGUUCGGGAGAAUACGCGGACCAAGGUGCAAGCGCUGAAUAUCCCCGUGGACAAGCUCGUCGAGGUUGGAUUCAUCAAGGAAAUUUGA
This is a messenger RNA of Fonsecaea monophora, 2406 nucleotides long. RefSeq lists its product as hypothetical. Bases 1 to 2406 code for a protein of 801 amino acids. Gene Ontology annotation, cellular component: membrane. Gene Ontology annotation, biological process: potassium ion transmembrane transport. The record is from RefSeq and is a predicted model, not a curated record. NCBI's taxonomy places the organism in Eukaryota, Fungi, Ascomycota, Eurotiomycetes, Chaetothyriales, Herpotrichiellaceae. Gene Ontology annotation, molecular function: potassium ion transmembrane transporter activity. The transcript is spliced from 3 exons.